GUUAGCGGAGCGAGCUCCGGUGAAGGCUAAUCCACCGGAGCUGGAUGAGAGCGGCCAAAACGGCGAGUGUCAUCCCUCCGCCUGGAACAGCUCGCUGAAAACACACCACAGACCAAGCGCGCAUCCUAUGAAGCGAAACACUCGCACCCAGAAGCCACUUCAACAUGCUUAACAGGCCCCCCGCUUCACCUCUACCAAGCCGCAAGUUGGCGACGACCCGCGACGACAGAGCCAGCAAGUACGCACAAAGCCACCACACUGCGCCCCUAACAACUGCAGCGAGUCCCUAUCACGAAAGAUGCAUGCGUGUGUGCGUGCCCAGAGUUGAGAAUUUAUGUCACGUCCUUCUAGUCCUUCCUGAGUUUAUGGUAGGCAUCGGGGCUCAGGUCCUCCUGCAGCUGCUUCGCAGGCAGCCAGAGCUGGAAAGCGGCUUCCUGCUGCAUUGAGGGUGGUCUGGCAUUCCUGACACAGGAUGUUUCAGAGCCGCUCAGCCUCUGGAGGGCUCUGCACAGGCCUCUAAAGGGCUCUAUCUGGAGCGCUCUGAGGGCUCCUGAGGGCUCUGGCGGGCUCUGAGGGCUCUGGAGGGCUUUGGGGGGCUCUGGAGGUUGGUAACGCGCAUGCGUGGCGGGCCAGUACCCAGUUGGCCCAAUAUCCAGUUCCAGAGGCCGUGCGUGGCAACAUACACCAUGCUGAAUGUCAGUCGAGGUGGGUAUUAAGGAUUUAAUGGAUUCCAGACGUUGCAUGUUUGGCAGGCCGGCAGCGCCGCACCAAUGAAAGCCCCACGGUCGUACACCUAACAUGGAGCACACCCAGCCCAAUAUAGCGCAAGCCCACCGUCCGCAGACCGCAAGCACUUACUGGCAUCACCACUAGCCUAUUACCACGCAGCGCUUUAGCGUCUCCAAUAGCCGCGAGAGGCAGGCAUGACGCCACGUGCCUGUGGCAAGCUGGGUCAGUGGCUAGGCUACUCAUAUAGGUUGUAUGGCUGAGCGCGGCUCAGUCUGAGUCCAGCACGCAAGCGGCCUGCGCGUCGAAGGAGAAUAUGGGCUGCGCCAGCACACAAGUGAGCACCGGCAAGUUUUCAAUCCAGCACUACCGGCAAGGCGUGAGGAGUGGCACGGUGCACCAUGCAGUGGAUGCAGGCUGCCUGCACGGCGUCACGGUUAUGGGCGGAGCCCAGGAUAGUGGGGUUGGCGGGCGACUCUGGCCGCGCCGUAGAGCCUUGUCCGUGUUGAUAGAUGUCUUGUAAAUCCUGUCCAGG
Molecule: messenger RNA, 1261 nt
Organism: Chlamydomonas reinhardtii
Lineage: Eukaryota; Viridiplantae; Chlorophyta; Chlorophyceae; Chlamydomonadales; Chlamydomonadaceae
Exons: 1
Coding region: 165-446 (93 amino acids)
Source: RefSeq, a predicted model, not a curated record